UUGUUUUUUCUAAAAUCAGUAUAGUUAUUAAACAAGGUAGAUCUUAAAAUGAAUACUCCAAUAACAUAAAUGUUAUAGGUAUUUUUAUUUUAAGUUUAGUAUUCAUUACUGAUGUCUAGUAGUAAUCUGAAUAUACGGCGAUAUUUUGGGUUAAAUUUCCGAUCGGGUUCAAGAUGGAAAUCUUCUUUAUUAUUAUGUAUCUUGAGCGGUGUUCGCCUAUAAGUACUUAUGAAAAAAUAUUUAGUUAGUAAUGCUAUAAUACAAAUUACGAACUGUCAUUGGAAUAAAUAAAAAAUCUUCGUUAAUUAUUCGUGUAUGUAUCUAAGGUUAUAUAUAUUUUUUAAACCAUCUUAAUUAUAGUUAUUAUAAAUUUAAUAUUUCAUAUGAACACUGAACAUUUUCAAAACUAAAAUUAUGCCGGCUCUGUGCUUACUUUACCUGCAUGUUGUCUAGCCACAGUAAUAUUGAUUGCCUUGUGAAUACUUGUAAGACUUAGAAGAUGCUAAUUGACUCUAGUUUAUGUCCUAAGGCUGGCAAGUCUAACCGGCUUCGCUAUGAUUCGCGUUGUAUUAGUAUUAAUAUUUAUUGUAAGAAUAGAAACGGCUAAAAUAUUGGCCAUUUUUCCAACUCCAUCAAUAAGCCACCAAGUGGUUUUUAGACCUUUGAUACAAGAAUUAGCAAAACGUGGACAUCAAGUGACAGUUAUAACCACAGACCCAGUAUUUCCCAAAGAAGGAACGCUAAAUAAUUUUACAGAAAUUGAUAUACAUGAUGUAUCGUAUAAAAUUUGGAGGGAAACGUUUUUGCAAGCAACGAUCACUAGUGGUAAUACAGAUGAUAUUAUAAACCAAAUGUACGUGGCUUUUGAUCUCUUAACUGAUCUGUUUGAAAUACAAAUGAACAUCGAUGAAGUUAAAAGUGUUGUGAACGAUAAAGCAUACGAUCUGUUAAUUUUGGAGGGAAUAGCAAAGCCAGCUUUAGCAUUAUCGCAUAUAUAUAAAGUGCCUGUGAUACAGUUUAGCUCUUUGGUUCCAGUUUAUAAUAAUCUGCAGACUCUUGGUGCGCCUGCCCAUCGUCUGCUAAAUCCGGAAUUAAUUCGGCAGAAAAUACAUAAUUUGACAAUGUGGGAUAAAAUUAAAGAAUUGUACACACAAUUCAGAUUUGAAAACAUUAUUGAUAAGUUAGAAAUACAUCAAGAUUCUGUAAUCAAAAGAAUUUUUGGUGCUGAUAUUCCACCUCUUAAAGAACUUUACAAUAAUAUAGACAUGUUGUUCGUGAAUUGUCAUCCUCUAUGGGAUUCAAACAGAGCUGUUCCGCCCAGUUUAGUUUAUUUAGGAGGAAUUCACAAGAAUCCGCAUAAAGAUUUACCUAAGGUUGUAUUCAUAGAUAUAUUAACAAAUAAAAACAAUUUUUGGUGACUAGUAAAAAAAUAUCAAGUUUAAUGUUUACUCUUAAUGACAUCGAAUGACUAAAAUAAAAAUAUUACUGCGGCAUAAAAUAUAUUAGCUCUUUGUUUAAACCUAAAAUUUUUAGUUUAUUCUAGUUGUUUUUUGAGCAAGCCUCAGUUACAACAAGGAAAGCAUUUACCCAUUUUUAAACUUUUUACAAAUAAGUCGUAAUCAAAAACUCAAAAUUAGUGCAUUUGUAGGUACCAUUUUUGACAGCAAAUUCACGGAUUCUUUUCUCUCU
Molecule: messenger RNA, 1689 nt
Organism: Amyelois transitella
Lineage: Eukaryota; Metazoa; Arthropoda; Insecta; Lepidoptera; Pyralidae
Product: UDP-glucosyltransferase 2-like
Exons: 1
Coding region: 555-1418 (287 amino acids)
Molecular function (GO): UDP-glycosyltransferase activity
Source: RefSeq, a predicted model, not a curated record